AUGUUUGCCACAACCGCCUUCUCUCUCGCCCUGGUCGCAGCUCUCUCUUUACCCACUCGCGCCGCCAAGUGUAUAUCACCCAGCGUGCGCCGCGAGUGGCGUCAGUUCAGCAAGGAUGAGAGAGCCGACUGGAUAUCAGCAGUCAAUUGCUUGUCGCAUCUGCCUCACAAUCCAAACUUGACCGCGACAGUUCCGCCAGAGCUCUCCCUCAUUCCGGGGAUCAAUGCGUCGGGAUCUUACUACGACGACUUCGUGUACAUUCACAUGGACCUCAAUACACGCAUCCACAACACUGGUCUUUUCUUCCCCUUCCAUCGCUGGUAUGUCGCGGUAUACGAAACAGCGCUCGUCGAAAAGUGUGGAUACACCGGUGCUGCCCCAUAUUGGAACUGGUCCAUCGACGCGAGAGACUUCAUCGACUCUGACUUCUUGAAAGAUAGCGAUCCAGCAAGCGGCCUUGGCGGGUGGGGUGACCCGGCGAAGGACUACCAAGUGCAGGACGGCGGCUUCUCCUCUUUGUCUGUCUCGUACCCCUCUCAGCACAUCAUCCGUCGGAACUUCACAGAGUACCCGUACGCCGCCAUCGACGAGCUCUUUGGAGGGACCGGCGGUGGACUCUUCCCCGAUCCGGACACCCCAGCCAACUCCACCUUCACUAUUGAGAAGGUCGCUGCAGCUGUGAACGGUUAUGUUGGUGACUUCGCUCACUUCCAGCAAUGGAUGGAGCGCGGCGAGGGCCCUCAUGCAGCUGUCCAUUUCAUCCUCGGCGGUGACCUCGCUGGAGGAUGCCCGGCCAACGCGCCUGCUAACUGCACACCUGGACCGACUUGGUCUGCAGAUGAACCACUGUUCUGGAUGCAUCAUGCUAUGGUCGAUAAAGUCUGGUAUGACUGGCAGCACGCCAAUGCGGCGAACUUCUGGGCGUACGAGGGAGGGGCGACUCAAUCCUUCACCAACGUGUCGUUCUACAACAAAUGGCCUGCUGGAGCACCGCCCAUGCUCUCGUUGGACUCCGUCAUGCCAGCAGACGGUAUGUUUGCCGAAGCGACGGUGGGUGACAUGAUGAACACGACGGGUGGUGCACUGUGUUACGUCUACGAGUGA
Molecule: messenger RNA, 1104 nt
Organism: Peniophora sp. CBMAI 1063
Lineage: Eukaryota; Fungi; Basidiomycota; Agaricomycetes; Russulales; Peniophoraceae
Source: the annotation of a GenBank genome assembly